AUCAGGAACGGAAGUUGGGAAUUCCAGGAUUUCGGUUACUUCGUAAUCAACAUUGAAUUUUGAUACGUUUUUCGUUGCAAAAUGUAACAUUUCGAAAUAACAGAUUAACGUAACAUAUCACUGUCCACAGAUUUUGAAAUAAUAGCUUUCUUAAUGAAAUGGAAUGAUUAGUAGACAAACGAUGUCCGCAACGGAAAGUUCUGAUGAAUUCAUCGUUUGUCGUGAUAAAGUUGGUCUGAUCGACUCUCUGAAAAGCAAAGUAGAAAGGUUGUAUGGCACACGAGUCUUUUUUCAUGAAGUAUCAACAGAUGGUGGAAAGGAAAAGAGAUGGGUUUCGGUCACUGGAGGGAAAUGGGACAGACAGAAUGCAAAGAGUUACAUUCUUGGCCUAAGUGACCCUGAAGAGACAAAGGUCAUUAAGUGCUCUGCUGACUUCCUUGACGAUGAAAUUCUUGAAAAUAUUGAGAAAAACACAAAUGCAGUGUUGAUAAGACCUUCCUCCAGCACCAUAAAGAUCAGUGGUAAUGAACUUGCAGUUACUCUUGCUCUCUCAGCCCUGGAGGAACUGACCGGGUGCAGCAGUGACAUCAUUGAAGUGGACAGCCCAGAAGUCACUUCCCCCAAUGACCCAAAUUCACAGAAUACCAGGGGUAGGGCUGUCUCUCAGAGACUGGAUGAGAAGUUAGAAGAGACAUUUGGGGAACACAGUGGCUCACUUAACUACCCUGACAAGAUCAAGCGAAUCUUCUUAGAGGUGGGUCAGCAUCAGACUGAUGAUGCGUGUCAGAUGACCAGCUUCAUGGCUCGGGCAUUAAGAAAACAUCAUCUGAGGUUAUUGUGCGUGCUAGAGGUGAAGAUUCAAGAAAGAAUGUUACUGCUCCAAUAUGCCGGAAGAAAUCCUCAGGUGAAAUUGAUACAAUUGUGGGGAAGACAGUGGUAGAUGGUGCAUCGUGUAGGAGACCAAGUGUAGAAGUUUCUAAGGUAACAAAACAGUUCACAUCUGCAGCACAGAUUAGUCCAAGAAGGAAAGGUCAUGGUGUAGAUGCUGCAGAACUGAAGAGGUUUGCUACAUCUGCUGGUUACACAGAUGAGGAGAUUGAAGAGGGGUUUAUAUAUGCUCCACCACCAUUGAAACCAACUGAGUUCCUCAAUCUGCUGAUGCAGGUGAAAGAAGCAAAGCAGCAGUUGGGUAUGAGUACAGAUGAAACCAAGGCUGGUGGUGAGGACUCAGAAGACGAUGUGGUGUGUUUGGAUGACACUGACAGCAUUAUGAUAGUGGAGGAUCAUUUCCAGUGUGACAAGGACAAGCAAGAAACUAUAGGGGCAAGCAAACAAGGAGGUUUGAGCCAAAGAGAUAAAAGGAAAAAUGAGCAGAAGCAGAAAGACUUGGCAGCAGCCUACCACCAGCAACAGAGCAGCGAAGACAGGAAGAAACUAUACAAGGCACAAUCACCUAAGCACCAAAGUGUUUCAGGUACAAAACGCAAAUCUGAUCCAGACUCAGAUCAGGAACAGACUUGUGUGAUGAAGGUUUGGGAAGCUGCUCCCAACUUGCCUGAUACCAUGCCCCAGAUCCCACCUAGACAACAGAGACUCGUUGCAUCAGCACAUGCUGCACGGGAUGAGAUACUUGGUACAUCAGCAUGGGAUGCACGACAACAGAGGUCUGAUAGAUCAGUGCUGGAUGCACAACAGCAACAUCAGCAGCAGCAGCAGCGGCCAGUGCCUGUUGCUCUCAUGUCUGUCAACCCUCAUGCCACUGUCCCUGUGCCAGCUUAUAGUGCAUCAGAUAGAUCUGUUCCAGGGUCUACAAAACAAAACACACCUCCAGGGGAUGCCCUUCGUUACAUCAUCAUCGAUGGGAGUAAUGUUGCCAUGUUUCACGGUAACAACAAAGUCUUCUCCUGCAAAGGUAUCCAGAUUGCUGUUGACUACUUCCUGGACAGAGGUCACAAGGUCACAGUGUUUGUCCCCGAGUGGCGAAAGUACCGGAACUAUCAUGACAACAAGAUCCGAGACCAGGACAUCCUUUUACAGCUGGAGGAAUCGGAACACCUGGUGUUCACUCCAUCCAGGAGAAUACAGGGGAGGCUAGUGGUCAGCUAUGAUGACCGAUAUAUAUUAGGACUAGCUGAGAAGGAGGACUCUGUGAUCCUGUCCAAUGACCAGUACCGUGACCUCAUGAAGGAGAAGGUCAGCUGGAAGAAAAUCAUUGAGCAAAGAUUGCUGAUGUAUAGAUUUGUGGGUGAUCACUUCAUGCCGGCAGAAGAUCCACUUGGAAGGAAUGGGCCAAUGCUGGAUGAGUUCCUUAGAAAACAGCCUCCACCAUCACGAGCAGCUGUUCCUACACAGCCAUGGUACCAGGGAACCCAAGGCCUCAUGGGAAGCAGACCCCCACAGCAAGCUCCUGUGGGCAAACACUUCCCCAUCGGACAUUGGGAGAGUGAUGGUGUUGCUCACAAUAGAGAUCCCCGUGGAAACAUGCCCAACGGAGGAAGUGUCUGGCAUGCAAAGGGAAGACCACCACCACCCAGAGUGCACAAUCCUGAGAGAGAGGAACCACCAAAACGCAUUCCAAGUGUUACUGAGGACUUAUUCUUACACCUAAAAAGUGUUUUUCCGGAAAAAUCCCAAGAAGACCACAUCAGGAAAGUUUUGGAUAACCACCGCAGUGAGACCGAUCUAAACAGACUAACCAACUAUUGCAUGGAAGUUAUUUUUCAGUAACAAGAAUUAUGUUGGACUAUUUAUCGUUUGUUAAGGAAAUGAUGUGCUGUGCCCAUAUUUCAACUUGACUUGCCUCCUGUCAGUAUGAAAUGUAAAGGAAAA
This is a messenger RNA of Haliotis rubra (blacklip abalone), 2829 nucleotides long. Its product is annotated as probable ribonuclease ZC3H12C. Gene Ontology annotation, cellular component: cytoplasmic ribonucleoprotein granule; nucleus. The transcript is spliced from 6 exons. NCBI's taxonomy places the organism in Eukaryota, Metazoa, Mollusca, Gastropoda, Lepetellida, Haliotidae. The record is from RefSeq and is a predicted model, not a curated record. Gene Ontology annotation, molecular function: RNA endonuclease activity; mRNA binding. Bases 1159 to 2727 code for a protein of 522 amino acids.